AUGUCGUUGGAACGUUUUAAUUUUAAUAUAUUUGACAACAAUACAGAAGACUGGGAUUACUAUAUACAAAGAUUUGAGAUCGAGUUACAACUUCAUGGGCUUGACGGAACAACAUCAGAUAGUAAUAAUAAGAGAAAACAAUUACUUCUCUCCCGAAUCGGUCCAAUAUCAUUCAAGGUACUUGUGGAUUAUUUUCGACCGACUCCCGUGACAUCGAAAACUUACGAGGAACUUAUUAAAGUACUACAUGAAUAUUAUGGCAAGAAGACCUACGUUCUCUCCGAACGGUUAUCUUUUGCUACAAGAUAUAGAAACGAAAAUGAGACAAUUUCACAAUUUAUACUACAACUUCGUUCACUCGCUGGAUACUGUGAAUUCGGAAAUACACUAGAAGAACGAAUUCGAGAUCAACUAGUAAUCGGCAUUAAUAACAUUACAUGGCAACAGGAACUCAUCAAAGAACAUCCAACGAAUGAUUCGAAACUUGCUGAUAUUAUCGCUACACUGAACAAACUGGAACAAGCAGAAAUACAGAGUCAACGUUUAACAAACAACAAUUAUACUACUAUGGAAACUACUAAUGAAUCACCGCAAGCUGUAAACAAACUUAACAUCAACAACAAUAGAAAACCCGGAAAGAAAACAAACAUUCCCUCAAAAAAAUGUAUAUUUUGUGGAGGAAAAUACCACCAAAAUUUGAACGACUGUCCUGCAAAGGGGAAAAGAUGCAAUGCUUGCAAUAAAAUGAACCAUUUCUCGAGCGUUUGUAUAGGUAGUGGUCAUUUAAAAAUAAACAAGUAUAAUACAAGACAAGUUUCAAUAAAGAAACAUCGUACUGAUAGCGAAAAUGAAGAUUCUGAUGCUGAGAGCACACACACUCGUGCGGUUGGUUUUCGUAAUCCUGCCAGCAAAAUUAUGAUAUCGACGAAACUUAACAGUAUAGAAGUUGAUAUGUUAUAUGACCCUGGGGCAGUACACUCAGUUAUUGGCAAAUUGUUAUGGAAAGCAAUUGGUCGACCAACACUAAAAAAAUGUAAGAAUCUUGUUGCCUACACAGACGUCAAGAUCGAGACUCUGGGAAUCUGCGACAUAACCGUAAUGGCCUUUAAUAGUGUGAAGAUAUUGUCAGCCUAUGUAACAAAACAUAAUGACUUACCUUUAUUUGGAUUAAAUUGGUGUUUACAAUUCAACCUACCUAUGCCACCGGGGGCUCGGCUCUGUAACAUAAAAGAACCCAUAACAAAAACAAUUCCCCCUAUAACAGGACAACAUAAUAAGGAUGAGGUUGAAUGUUUACUAAAGGACUUUAAAACACUAUUUGAUGGGAAAUUAGGUACAAUUAACUGUCAUACUGCCAAGAUCCAUAUUCCUAACAAUGUACGUCCUAAGGCUUUCAGACCACGACCAGUUCCAUUGGCCCUACAGGACCAAGUCAACGACGAAUUACAGCGUUUAGUAAGAGAGGGGGUUCUAGAACAUAUUGAUACAAUGGUAACGCCGAUUGAGUGGGCAUCACCUAUAGUCAUUGCAAUUAAAUCUAAUGGAAACGUACGUAUUUGUGCUGAUUUCAAAGUAACGAUCAACCAGCAUGUACAAGUUGAUGACUACCCCUUACCAAGGUUUGAGGAAAUUACAUCCAAAUUAGCUGGGGGUCAAUUGUUUACAAAAAUAGACCUUAAAGACGCCUACCUUCAAUUAUUGGUACACCCGGACUCCAGGAAGUACUUAACGAUCUCAACACACAAGGGUUACUUCCAGUAUAAAAGAUUACCCUUUGGUAUAUCUUUUGCACCAGCAGUUUUUCAAAGAACCAUGCAUCAAAUCCUAAGUGGGCUGGAUGGUGUUGUAUGUUACCUCGAUGACAUUUUGAUAACGGCGGAAAACCGACAUGAGCACAUAAAACGAGUCAGAACAGUCUUACAAAGGCUACAAGAAGCAGGUAUUAAAAGUCAGAUAACUAAAUGUUUCUGGUUACAGGAGAGUGUAACUUUCCUUGGUCAUAAGAUUGAUAAAAACGGUUUACACCCAACAUCGGAGCGAGUUGAAGCUAUCAAAAAAAUGCCAACUCAUUGGAGUUGA
Messenger RNA from Achroia grisella, 2079 nucleotides. RefSeq lists its product as uncharacterized. The transcript has a single exon. The record is from RefSeq and is a predicted model, not a curated record. NCBI's taxonomy places the organism in Eukaryota, Metazoa, Arthropoda, Insecta, Lepidoptera, Pyralidae. The coding region runs from base 1 to 2079 and encodes 692 amino acids.